GUUUAUUAUUAUUAUUAUUAUUUUUAAUAUUUUAUCUUUUUUGGGAGGGGGGACGGGGGGGGCGUAUGACAGGAAGAUGGGGAUAUGGAGAGGAGAGGGGGAUAUGGAGAGGAGGAGGAGGAUGUGGACGAGGAGGACGACGAGGAUAGCGAGGACGAGGAGGAGGAGGAUUCGAGAUGGACGGAGGGAAAAGAGGAAGGGCAGGAGGAGGAGGACGAGUGGGAGGAGGAGGAGACAUGGACGGCGAGGAAGGGGAGGACACGAGGAGGCAUGGAAGAUGAGGAAGUACGAGGAGGAGGAGGAGACAAGGAGGAUGAGGAAGGGCAGGAGGAGGAGGACGAGUGGGAGGAGGAGGAGACAUGGACGGCGAGGAAGGGGAGGACACGAGGAGGCAUGGAAGAUGAGGAAGUACGAGGAGGAGGAGGAGACAAGGAGGAUGAGGAAGGGCAGGAGGAGGAGGACGAGUGGGAGGAGGAGGAGACAUGGACGGCGAGGAAGGGGAGGACACGAGGAGGCAUGGAAGAUGAGGAAGUACGAGGAGGAGGAGGAGACAAGGAGGAUGAGGAAGGGCAGGAGGAGGAGGACGAGUGGGAGGAGGAGGAGACAUGGACGGCGAGGAAGGGGAGGACACGAGGAGGCAUGGAAGAUGAGGAAGUACGAGGAGGAGGAGGAGACAAGGAGGAUGAGGAAGGGCAGGAGGAGGAGGACGAGUGGGAGGAGGAGGAGACAUGGACGGCGAGGAAGGGGAGGACACGAGGAGGCAUGGAAGAUGAGGAAGUACGAGGAGGAGGAGGAGACAAGGAGGAUGAGGAAGGGCAGGAGGAGGAGGACGAGUGGGAGGAGGAGGAGACAUGGACGGCGAGGAAGGGGAGGACACGAGGAGGCAUGGAAGAUGAGGAAGUACGAGGAGGAGGAGGAGACAAGGAGGAUGAGGAAGGGCAGGAGGAGGAGGACGAGUGGGAGGAGGAGGAGACAUGGACGGCGAGGAAGGGGAGGACACGAGGAGGCAUGGAAGAUGAGGAAGUACGAGGAGGAGGAGGAGACAAGGAGGAUGAGGAAGGGCAGGAGGAGGAGGACGAGUGGGAGGAGGAGGAGACAUGGACGGCGAGGAAGGGGAGGACACGAGGAGGCAUGGAAGAUGAGGAAGUACGAGGAGGAGGAGGAGACAAGGAGGAUGAGGAAGGGCAGGAGGAGGAGGACGAGUGGGAGGAGGAGGAGACAUGGACGGCGAGGAAGGGGAGGACACGAGGAGGCAUGGAAGAUGAGGAAGUACGAGGAGGAGGAGGAGACAAGGAGGAUGAGGAAGGGCAGGAGGAGGAGGACGAGUGGGAGGAGGAGGAGACAUGGACGGCGAGGAAGGGGAGGACACGAGGAGGCAUGGAAGAUGAGGAAGUACGAGGAGGAGGAGGAGACAAGGAGGAUGAGGAAGGGCAGGAGGAGGAGGACGAGUGGGAGGAGGAGGAGACAUGGACGGCGAGGAAGGGGAGGACACGAGGAGGCAUGGAAGAUGAGGAAGUACGAGGAGGAGGAGGAGACAAGGAGGAUGAGGAAGGGCAGGAGGAGGAGGACGAGUGGGAGGAGGAGGAGACAUGGACGGCGAGGAAGGGGAGGACACGAGGAGGCAUGGAAGAUGAGGAAGUACGAGGAGGAGGAGGAGACAAGGAGGAUGAGGAAGGGCAGGAGGAGGAGGACGAGUGGGAGGAGGAGGAGACAUGGACGGCGAGGAAGGGGAGGACACGAGGAGGCAUGGAAGAUGAGGAAGUACGAGGAGGAGGAGGAGACAAGGAGGAUGAGGAAGGGCAGGAGGAGGAGGACGAGUGGGAGGAGGAGGAGACAUGGACGGCGAGGAAGGGGAGGACACGAGGAGGCAUGGAAGAUGAGGAAGUACGAGGAGGAGGAGGAGACAAGGAGGAUGAGGAAGGGCAGGAGGAGGAGGACGAGUGGGAGGAGGAGGAGACAUGGACGGCGAGGAAGGGGAGGACACGAGGAGGCAUGGAAGAUGAGGAAGUACGAGGAGGAGGAGGAGACAAGGAGGAUGAGGAAGGGCAGGAGGAGGAGGACGAGUGGGAGGAGGAGGAGACAUGGACGGCGAGGAAGGGGAGGACACGAGGAGGCAUGGAAGAUGAGGAAGUACGAGGAGGAGGAGGAGACAAGGAGGAUGAGGAAGGGCAGGAGGAGGAGGACGAGUGGGAGGAGGAGGAGACAUGGACGGCGAGGAAGGGGAGGACACGAGGAGGCAUGGAAGAUGAGGAAGUACGAGGAGGAGGAGGAGACAAGGAGGAUGAGGAAGGGCAGGAGGAGGAGGACGAGUGGGAGGAGGAGGAGACAUGGACGGCGAGGAAGGGGAGGACACGAGGAGGCAUGGAAGAUGAGGAAGUACGAGGAGGAGGAGGAGACAAGGAGGAUGAGGAAGGGCAGGAGGAGGAGGACGAGUGGGAGGAGGAGGAGACAUGGACGGCGAGGAAGGGGAGGACACGAGGAGGCAUGGAAGAUGAGGAAGUACGAGGAGGAGGAGGAGACAAGGAGGAUGAGGAAGGGCAGGAGGAGGAGGACGAGUGGGAGGAGGAGGAGACAUGGACGGCGAGGAAGGGGAGGACACGAGGAGGCAUGGAAGAUGAGGAAGUACGAGGAGGAGGAGGAGACAAGGAGGAUGAGGAAGGGCAGGAGGAGGAGGACGAGUGGGAGGAGGAGGAGACAUGGACGGCGAGGAAGGGGAGGACACGAGGAGGCAUGGAAGAUGAGGAAGUACGAGGAGGAGGAGGAGACAAGGAGGAUGAGGAAGGGCAGGAGGAGGAGGACGAGUGGGAGGAGGAGGAGACAUGGACGGCGAGGAAGGGGAGGACACGAGGAGGCAUGGAAGAUGAGGAAGUACGAGGAGGAGGAGGAGACAAGGAGGAUGAGGAAGGGCAGGAGGAGGAGGACGAGUGGGAGGAGGAGGAGACAUGGACGGCGAGGAAGGGGAGGACACGAGGAGGCAUGGAAGAUGAGGAAGUACGAGGAGGAGGAGGAGACAAGGAGGAUGAGGAAGGGCAGGAGGAGGAGGACGAGUGGGAGGAGGAGGAGACAUGGACGGCGAGGAAGGGGAGGACACGAGGAGGCAUGGAAGAUGAGGAAGUACGAGGAGGAGGAGGAGACAAGGAGGAUGAGGAAGGGCAGGAGGAGGAGGACGAGUGGGAGGAGGAGGAGACAUGGACGGCGAGGAAGGGGAGGACACGAGGAGGCAUGGAAGAUGAGGAAGUACGAGGAGGAGGAGGAGACAAGGAGGAUGAGGAAGGGCAGGAGGAGGAGGACGAGUGGGAGGAGGAGGAGACAUGGACGGCGAGGAAGGGGAGGACACGAGGAGGCAUGGAAGAUGAGGAAGUACGAGGAGGAGGAGGAGACAAGGAGGAUGAGGAAGGGCAGGAGGAGGAGGACGAGUGGGAGGAGGAGGAGACAUGGACGGCGAGGAAGGGGAGGACACGAGGAGGCAUGGAAGAUGAGGAAGUACGAGGAGGAGGAGGAGACAAGGAGGAUGAGGAAGGGCAGGAGGAGGAGGACGAGUGGGAGGAGGAGGAGACAUGGACGGCGAGGAAGGGGAGGACACGAGGAGGCAUGGAAGAUGAGGAAGUACGAGGAGGAGGAGGAGACAAGGAGGAUGAGGAAGGGCAGGAGGAGGAGGACGAGUGGGAGGAGGAGGAGACAUGGACGGCGAGGAAGGGGAGGACACGAGGAGGCAUGGAAGAUGAGGAAGUACGAGGAGGAGGAGGAGACAAGGAGGAUGAGGAAGGGCAGGAGGAGGAGGACGAGUGGGAGGAGGAGGAGACAUGGACGGCGAGGAAGGGGAGGACACGAGGAGGCAUGGAAGAUGAGGAAGUACGAGGAGGAGGAGGAGACAAGGAGGAUGAGGAAGGGCAGGAGGAGGAGGACGAGUGGGAGGAGGAGGAGACAUGGACGGCGAGGAAGGGGAGGACACGAGGAGGCAUGGAAGAUGAGGAAGUACGAGGAGGAGGAGGAGACAAGGAGGAUGAGGAAGGGCAGGAGGAGGAGGACGAGUGGGAGGAGGAGGAGACAUGGACGGCGAGGAAGGGGAGGACACGAGGAGGCAUGGAAGAUGAGGAAGUACGAGGAGGAGGAGGAGACAAGGAGGAUGAGGAAGGGCAGGAGGAGGAGGACGAGUGGGAGGAGGAGGAGACAUGGACGGCGAGGAAGGGGAGGACACGAGGAGGCAUGGAAGAUGAGGAAGUACGAGGAGGAGGAGGAGACAAGGAGGAUGAGGAAGGGCAGGAGGAGGAGGACGAGUGGGAGGAGGAGGAGACAUGGACGGCGAGGAAGGGGAGGACACGAGGAGGCAUGGAAGAUGAGGAAGAGGAGGAGGACGAGUGGGAGGAGGAGGAGACAUGGACGGCGAGGAAGGGGAGGACACGAGGAGGCAUGGAAGAUGAGGAAGUACGAGGAGGAGGAGGAGACAAGGAGGAUGAGGAAGGGCAGGAGGAGGAGGACGAGUGGGAGGAGGAGGAGACAUGGACGGCGAGGAAGGGGAGGACACGAGGAGGCAUGGAAGAUGAGGAAGUACGAGGAGGAGGAGGAGACAAGGAGGAUGAGGAAGGGCAGGAGGAGGAGGACGAGUGGGAGGAGGAGGAGACAUGGACGGCGAGGAAGGGGAGGACACGAGGAGGCAUGGAAGAUGAGGAAGUACGAGGAGGAGGAGGAGACAAGGAGGAUGAGGAAGGGCAGGAGGAGGAGGACGAGUGGGAGGAGGAGGAGACAUGGACGGCGAGGAAGGGGAGGACACGAGGAGGCAUGGAAGAUGAGGAAGUACGAGGAGGAGGAGGAGACAAGGAGGAUGAGGAAGGGCAGGAGGAGGAGGACGAGUGGGAGGAGGAGGAGACAUGGACGGCGAGGAAGGGGAGGACACGAGGAGGCAUGGAAGAUGAGGAAGUACGAGGAGGAGGAGGAGACAAGGAGGAUGAGGAAGGGCAGGAGGAGGAGGACGAGUGGGAGGAGGAGGAGACAUGGACGGCGAGGAAGGGGAGGACACGAGGAGGCAUGGAAGAUGAGGAAGUACGAGGAGGAGGAGGAGACAAGGAGGAUGAGGAAGGGCAGGAGGAGGAGGACGAGUGGGAGGAGGAGGAGACAUGGACGGCGAGGAAGGGGAGGACACGAGGAGGCAUGGAAGAUGAGGAAGUACGAGGAGGAGGAGGAGACAAGGAGGAUGAGGAAGGGCAGGAGGAGGAGGACGAGUGGGAGGAGGAGGAGACAUGGACGGCGAGGAAGGGGAGGACACGAGGAGGCAUGGAAGAUGAGGAAGUACGAGGAGGAGGAGGAGACAAGGAGGAUGAGGAAGGGCAGGAGGAGGAGGACGAGUGGGAGGAGGAGGAGACAUGGACGGCGAGGAAGGGGAGGACACGAGGAGGCAUGGAAGAUGAGGAAGUACGAGGAGGAGGAGGAGACAAGGAGGAUGAGGAAGGGCAGGAGGAGGAGGACGAGUGGGAGGAGGAGGAGACAUGGACGGCGAGGAAGGGGAGGACACGAGGAGGCAUGGAAGAUGAGGAAGUACGAGGAGGAGGAGGAGACAAGGAGGAUGAGGAAGGGCAGGAGGAGGAGGACGAGUGGGAGGAGGAGGAGACAUGGACGGCGAGGAAGGGGAGGACACGAGGAGGCAUGGAAGAUGAGGAAGUACGAGGAGGAGGAGGAGACAAGGAGGAUGAGGAAGGGCAGGAGGAGGAGGACGAGUGGGAGGAGGAGGAGACAUGGACGGCGAGGAAGGGGAGGACACGAGGAGGCAUGGAAGAUGAGGAAGUACGAGGAGGAGGAGGAGACAAGGAGGAUGAGGAAGGGCAGGAGGAGGAGGACGAGUGGGAGGAGGAGGAGACAUGGACGGCGAGGAAGGGGAGGACACGAGGAGGCAUGGAAGAUGAGGAAGUACGAGGAGGAGGAGGAGACAAGGAGGAUGAGGAAGGGCAGGAGGAGGAGGACGAGUGGGAGGAGGAGGAGACAUGGACGGCGAGGAAGGGGAGGACACGAGGAGGCAUGGAAGAUGAGGAAGUACGAGGAGGAGGAGGAGACAAGGAGGAUGAGGAAGGGCAGGAGGAGGAGGACGAGUGGGAGGAGGAGGAGACAUGGACGGCGAGGAAGGGGAGGACACGAGGAGGCAUGGAAGAUGAGGAAGUACGAGGAGGAGGAGGAGACAAGGAGGAUGAGGAAGGGCAGGAGGAGGAGGACGAGUGGGAGGAGGAGGAGACAUGGACGGCGAGGAAGGGGAGGACACGAGGAGGCAUGGAAGAUGAGGAAGUACGAGGAGGAGGAGGAGACAAGGAGGAUGAGGAAGGGCAGGAGGAGGAGGACGAGUGGGAGGAGGAGGAGACAUGGACGGCGAGGAAGGGGAGGACACGAGGAGGCAUGGAAGAUGAGGAAGUACGAGGAGGAGGAGGAGACAAGGAGGAUGAGGAAGGGCAGGAGGAGGAGGACGAGUGGGAGGAGGAGGAGACAUGGACGGCGAGGAAGGGGAGGACACGAGGAGGCAUGGAAGAUGAGGAAGUACGAGGAGGAGGAGGAGACAAGGAGGAUGAGGAAGGGCAGGAGGAGGAGGACGAGUGGGAGGAGGAGGAGACAUGGACGGCGAGGAAGGGGAGGACACGAGGAGGCAUGGAAGAUGAGGAAGUACGAGGAGGAGGAGGAGACAAGGAGGAUGAGGAAGGGCAGGAGGAGGAGGACGAGUGGGAGGAGGAGGAGACAUGGACGGCGAGGAAGGGGAGGACACGAGGAGGCAUGGAAGAUGAGGAAGUACGAGGAGGAGGAGGAGACAAGGAGGAUGAGGAAGGGCAGGAGGAGGAGGACGAGUGGGAGGAGGAGGAGACAUGGACGGCGAGGAAGGGGAGGACACGAGGAGGCAUGGAAGAUGAGGAAGUACGAGGAGGAGGAGGAGACAAGGAGGAUGAGGAAGGGCAGGAGGAGGAGGACGAGUGGGAGGAGGAGGAGACAUGGACGGCGAGGAAGGGGAGGACACGAGGAGGCAUGGAAGAUGAGGAAGUACGAGGAGGAGGAGGAGACAAGGAGGAUGAGGAAGGGCAGGAGGAGGAGGACGAGUGGGAGGAGGAGGAGACAUGGACGGCGAGGAAGGGGAGGACACGAGGAGGCAUGGAAGAUGAGGAAGUACGAGGAGGAGGAGGAGACAAGGAGGAUGAGGAAGGGCAGGAGGAGGAGGACGAGUGGGAGGAGGAGGAGACAUGGACGGCGAGGAAGGGGAGGACACGAGGAGGCAUGGAAGAUGAGGAAGUACGAGGAGGAGGAGGAGACAAGGAGGAUGAGGAAGGGCAGGAGGAGGAGGACGAGUGGGAGGAGGAGGAGACAUGGACGGCGAGGAAGGGGAGGACACGAGGAGGCAUGGAAGAUGAGGAAGUACGAGGAGGAGGAGGAGACAAGGAGGAUGAGGAAGGGCAGGAGGAGGAGGACGAGUGGGAGGAGGAGGAGACAUGGACGGCGAGGAAGGGGAGGACACGAGGAGGCAUGGAAGAUGAGGAAGUACGAGGAGGAGGAGGAGACAAGGAGGAUGAGGAAGGGCAGGAGGAGGAGGACGAGUGGGAGGAGGAGGAGACAUGGACGGCGAGGAAGGGGAGGACACGAGGAGGCAUGGAAGAUGAGGAAGUACGAGGAGGAGGAGGAGACAAGGAGGAUGAGGAAGGGCAGGAGGAGGAGGACGAGUGGGAGGAGGAGGAGACAUGGACGGCGAGGAAGGGGAGGACACGAGGAGGCAUGGAAGAUGAGGAAGUACGAGGAGGAGGAGGAGACAAGGAGGAUGAGGAAGGGCAGGAGGAGGAGGACGAGUGGGAGGAGGAGGAGACAUGGACGGCGAGGAAGGGGAGGACACGAGGAGGCAUGGAAGAUGAGGAAGUACGAGGAGGAGGAGGAGACAAGGAGGAUGAGGAAGGGCAGGAGGAGGAGGACGAGUGGGAGGAGGAGGAGACAUGGACGGCGAGGAAGGGGAGGACACGAGGAGGCAUGGAAGAUGAGGAAGUACGAGGAGGAGGAGGAGACAAGGAGGAUGAGGAAGGGCAGGAGGAGGAGGACGAGUGGGAGGAGGAGGAGACAUGGACGGCGAGGAAGGGGAGGACACGAGGAGGCAUGGAAGAUGAGGAAGUACGAGGAGGAGGAGGAGACAAGGAGGAUGAGGAAGGGCAGGAGGAGGAGGACGAGUGGGAGGAGGAGGAGACAUGGACGGCGAGGAAGGGGAGGACACGAGGAGGCAUGGAAGAUGAGGAAGUACGAGGAGGAGGAGGAGACAAGGAGGAUGAGGAAGGGCAGGAGGAGGAGGACGAGUGGGAGGAGGAGGAGACAUGGACGGCGAGGAAGGGGAGGACACGAGGAGGCAUGGAAGAUGAGGAAGUACGAGGAGGAGGAGGAGACAAGGAGGAUGAGGAAGGGCAGGAGGAGGAGGACGAGUGGGAGGAGGAGGAGACAUGGACGGCGAGGAAGGGGAGGACACGAGGAGGCAUGGAAGAUGAGGAAGUACGAGGAGGAGGAGGAGACAAGGAGGAUGAGGAAGGGCAGGAGGAGGAGGACGAGUGGGAGGAGGAGGAGACAUGGACGGCGAGGAAGGGGAGGACACGAGGAGGCAUGGAAGAUGAGGAAGUACGAGGAGGAGGAGGAGACAAGGAGGAUGAGGAAGGGCAGGAGGAGGAGGACGAGUGGGAGGAGGAGGAGACAUGGACGGCGAGGAAGGGGAGGACACGAGGAGGCAUGGAAGAUGAGGAAGUACGAGGAGGAGGAGGAGACAAGGAGGAUGAGGAAGGGCAGGAGGAGGAGGACGAGUGGGAGGAGGAGGAGACAUGGACGGCGAGGAAGGGGAGGACACGAGGAGGCAUGGAAGAUGAGGAAGUACGAGGAGGAGGAGGAGACAAGGAGGAUGAGGAAGGGCAGGAGGAGGAGGACGAGUGGGAGGAGGAGGAGACAUGGACGGCGAGGAAGGGGAGGACACGAGGAGGCAUGGAAGAUGAGGAAGUACGAGGAGGAGGAGGAGACAAGGAGGAUGAGGAAGGGCAGGAGGAGGAGGACGAGUGGGAGGAGGAGGAGACAUGGACGGCGAGGAAGGGGAGGACACGAGGAGGCAUGGAAGAUGAGGAAGUACGAGGAGGAGGAGGAGACAAGGAGGAUGAGGAAGGGCAGGAGGAGGAGGACGAGUGGGAGGAGGAGGAGACAUGGACGGCGAGGAAGGGGAGGACACGAGGAGGCAUGGAAGAUGAGGAAGUACGAGGAGGAGGAGGAGACAAGGAGGAUGAGGAAGGGCAGGAGGAGGAGGACGAGUGGGAGGAGGAGGAGACAUGGACGGCGAGGAAGGGGAGGACACGAGGAGGCAUGGAAGAUGAGGAAGUACGAGGAGGAGGAGGAGACAAGGAGGAUGAGGAAGGGCAGGAGGAGGAGGACGAGUGGGAGGAGGAGGAGACAUGGACGGCGAGGAAGGGGAGGACACGAGGAGGCAUGGAAGAUGAGGAAGUACGAGGAGGAGGAGGAGACAAGGAGGAUGAGGAAGGGCAGGAGGAGGAGGACGAGUGGGAGGAGGAGGAGACAUGGACGGCGAGGAAGGGGAGGACACGAGGAGGCAUGGAAGAUGAGGAAGUACGAGGAGGAGGAGGAGACAAGGAGGAUGAGGAAGGGCAGGAGGAGGAGGACGAGUGGGAGGAGGAGGAGACAUGGACGGCGAGGAAGGGGAGGACACGAGGAGGCAUGGAAGAUGAGGAAGUACGAGGAGGAGGAGGAGACAAGGAGGAUGAGGAAGGGCAGGAGGAGGAGGACGAGUGGGAGGAGGAGGAGACAUGGACGGCGAGGAAGGGGAGGACACGAGGAGGCAUGGAAGAUGAGGAAGUACGAGGAGGAGGAGGAGACAAGGAGGAUGAGGAAGGGCAGGAGGAGGAGGACGAGUGGGAGGAGGAGGAGACAUGGACGGCGAGGAAGGGGAGGACACGAGGAGGCAUGGAAGAUGAGGAAGUACGAGGAGGAGGAGGAGACAAGGAGGAUGAGGAAGGGCAGGAGGAGGAGGACGAGUGGGAGGAGGAGGAGACAUGGACGGCGAGGAAGGGGAGGACACGAGGAGGCAUGGAAGAUGAGGAAGUACGAGGAGGAGGAGGAGACAAGGAGGAUGAGGAAGGGCAGGAGGAGGAGGACGAGUGGGAGGAGGAGGAGACAUGGACGGCGAGGAAGGGGAGGACACGAGGAGGCAUGGAAGAUGAGGAAGUACGAGGAGGAGGAGGAGACAAGGAGGAUGAGGAAGGGCAGGAGGAGGAGGACGAGUGGGAGGAGGAGGAGACAUGGACGGCGAGGAAGGGGAGGACACGAGGAGGCAUGGAAGAUGAGGAAGUACGAGGAGGAGGAGGAGACAAGGAGGAUGAGGAAGGGCAGGAGGAGGAGGACGAGUGGGAGGAGGAGGAGACAUGGACGGCGAGGAAGGGGAGGACACGAGGAGGCAUGGAAGAUGAGGAAGUACGAGGAGGAGGAGGAGACAAGGAGGAUGAGGAAGGGCAGGAGGAGGAGGACGAGUGGGAGGAGGAGGAGACAUGGACGGCGAGGAAGGGGAGGACACGAGGAGGCAUGGAAGAUGAGGAAGUACGAGGAGGAGGAGGAGACAAGGAGGAUGAGGAAGGGCAGGAGGAGGAGGACGAGUGGGAGGAGGAGGAGACAUGGACGGCGAGGAAGGGGAGGACACGAGGAGGCAUGGAAGAUGAGGAAGUACGAGGAGGAGGAGGAGACAAGGAGGAUGAGGAAGGGCAGGAGGAGGAGGACGAGUGGGAGGAGGAGGAGACAUGGACGGCGAGGAAGGGGAGGACACGAGGAGGCAUGGAAGAUGAGGAAGUACGAGGAGGAGGAGGAGACAAGGAGGAUGAGGAAGGGCAGGAGGAGGAGGACGAGUGGGAGGAGGAGGAGACAUGGACGGCGAGGAAGGGGAGGACACGAGGAGGCAUGGAAGAUGAGGAAGUACGAGGAGGAGGAGGAGACAAGGAGGAUGAGGAAGGGCAGGAGGAGGAGGACGAGUGGGAGGAGGAGGAGACAUGGACGGCGAGGAAGGGGAGGACACGAGGAGGCAUGGAAGAUGAGGAAGUACGAGGAGGAGGAGGAGACAAGGAGGAUGAGGAAGGGCAGGAGGAGGAGGACGAGUGGGAGGAGGAGGAGACAUGGACGGCGAGGAAGGGGAGGACACGAGGAGGCAUGGAAGAUGAGGAAGUACGAGGAGGAGGAGGAGACAAGGAGGAUGAGGAAGGGCAGGAGGAGGAGGACGAGUGGGAGGAGGAGGAGACAUGGACGGCGAGGAAGGGGAGGACACGAGGAGGCAUGGAAGAUGAGGAAGUACGAGGAGGAGGAGGAGACAAGGAGGAUGAGGAAGGGCAGGAGGAGGAGGACGAGUGGGAGGAGGAGGAGACAUGGACGGCGAGGAAGGGGAGGACACGAGGAGGCAUGGAAGAUGAGGAAGUACGAGGAGGAGGAGGAGACAAGGAGGAUGAGGAAGGGCAGGAGGAGGAGGACGAGUGGGAGGAGGAGGAGACAUGGACGGCGAGGAAGGGGAGGACACGAGGAGGCAUGGAAGAUGAGGAAGUACGAGGAGGAGGAGGAGACAAGGAGGAUGAGGAAGGGCAGGAGGAGGAGGACGAGUGGGAGGAGGAGGAGACAUGGACGGCGAGGAAGGGGAGGACACGAGGAGGCAUGGAAGAUGAGGAAGUACGAGGAGGAGGAGGAGACAAGGAGGAUGAGGAAGGGCAGGAGGAGGAGGACGAGUGGGAGGAGGAGGAGACAUGGACGGCGAGGAAGGGGAGGACACGAGGAGGCAUGGAAGAUGAGGAAGUACGAGGAGGAGGAGGAGACAAGGAGGAUGAGGAAGGGCAGGAGGAGGAGGACGAGUGGGAGGAGGAGGAGACAUGGACGGCGAGGAAGGGGAGGACACGAGGAGGCAUGGAAGAUGAGGAAGUACGAGGAGGAGGAGGAGACAAGGAGGAUGAGGAAGGGCAGGAGGAGGAGGACGAGUGGGAGGAGGAGGAGACAUGGACGGCGAGGAAGGGGAGGACACGAGGAGGCAUGGAAGAUGAGGAAGUACGAGGAGGAGGAGGAGACAAGGAGGAUGAGGAAGGGCAGGAGGAGGAGGACGAGUGGGAGGAGGAGGAGACAUGGACGGCGAGGAAGGGGAGGACACGAGGAGGCAUGGAAGAUGAGGAAGUACGAGGAGGAGGAGGAGACAAGGAGGAUGAGGAAGGGCAGGAGGAGGAGGACGAGUGGGAGGAGGAGGAGACAUGGACGGCGAGGAAGGGGAGGACACGAGGAGGCAUGGAAGAUGAGGAAGUACGAGGAGGAGGAGGAGACAAGGAGGAUGAGGAAGGGCAGGAGGAGGAGGACGAGUGGGAGGAGGAGGAGACAUGGACGGCGAGGAAGGGGAGGACACGAGGAGGCAUGGAAGAUGAGGAAGUACGAGGAGGAGGAGGAGACAAGGAGGAUGAGGAAGGGCAGGAGGAGGAGGACGAGUGGGAGGAGGAGGAGACAUGGACGGCGAGGAAGGGGAGGACACGAGGAGGCAUGGAAGAUGAGGAAGUACGAGGAGGAGGAGGAGACAAGGAGGAUGAGGAAGGGCAGGAGGAGGAGGACGAGUGGGAGGAGGAGGAGACAUGGACGGCGAGGAAGGGGAGGACACGAGGAGGCAUGGAAGAUGAGGAAGUACGAGGAGGAGGAGGAGACAAGGAGGAUGAGGAAGGGCAGGAGGAGGAGGACGAGUGGGAGGAGGAGGAGACAUGGACGGCGAGGAAGGGGAGGACACGAGGAGGCAUGGAAGAUGAGGAAGUACGAGGAGGAGGAGGAGACAAGGAGGAUGAGGAAGGGCAGGAGGAGGAGGACGAGUGGGAGGAGGAGGAGACAUGGACGGCGAGGAAGGGGAGGACACGAGGAGGCAUGGAAGAUGAGGAAGUACGAGGAGGAGGAGGAGACAAGGAGGAUGAGGAAGGGCAGGAGGAGGAGGACGAGUGGGAGGAGGAGGAGACAUGGACGGCGAGGAAGGGGAGGACACGAGGAGGCAUGGAAGAUGAGGAAGUACGAGGAGGAGGAGGAGACAAGGAGGAUGAGGAAGGGCAGGAGGAGGAGGACGAGUGGGAGGAGGAGGAGACAUGGACGGCGAGGAAGGGGAGGACACGAGGAGGCAUGGAAGAUGAGGAAGUACGAGGAGGAGGAGGAGACAAGGAGGAUGAGGAAGGGCAGGAGGAGGAGGACGAGUGGGAGGAGGAGGAGACAUGGACGGCGAGGAAGGGGAGGACACGAGGAGGCAUGGAAGAUGAGGAAGUACGAGGAGGAGGAGGAGACAAGGAGGAUGAGGAAGGGCAGGAGGAGGAGGACGAGUGGGAGGAGGAGGAGACAUGGACGGCGAGGAAGGGGAGGACACGAGGAGGCAUGGAAGAUGAGGAAGUACGAGGAGGAGGAGGAGACAAGGAGGAUGAGGAAGGGCAGGAGGAGGAGGACGAGUGGGAGGAGGAGGAGACAUGGACGGCGAGGAAGGGGAGGACACGAGGAGGCAUGGAAGAUGAGGAAGUACGAGGAGGAGGAGGAGACAAGGAGGAUGAGGAAGGGCAGGAGGAGGAGGACGAGUGGGAGGAGGAGGAGACAUGGACGGCGAGGAAGGGGAGGACACGAGGAGGCAUGGAAGAUGAGGAAGUACGAGGAGGAGGAGGAGACAAGGAGGAUGAGGAAGGGCAGGAGGAGGAGGACGAGUGGGAGGAGGAGGAGACAUGGACGGCGAGGAAGGGGAGGACACGAGGAGGCAUGGAAGAUGAGGAAGUACGAGGAGGAGGAGGAGACAAGGAGGAUGAGGAAGGGCAGGAGGAGGAGGACGAGUGGGAGGAGGAGGAGACAUGGACGGCGAGGAAGGGGAGGACACGAGGAGGCAUGGAAGAUGAGGAAGUACGAGGAGGAGGAGGAGACAAGGAGGAUGAGGAAGGGCAGGAGGAGGAGGACGAGUGGGAGGAGGAGGAGACAUGGACGGCGAGGAAGGGGAGGACACGAGGAGGCAUGGAAGAUGAGGAAGUACGAGGAGGAGGAGGAGACAAGGAGGAUGAGGAAGGGCAGGAGGAGGAGGACGAGUGGGAGGAGGAGGAGACAUGGACGGCGAGGAAGGGGAGGACACGAGGAGGCAUGGAAGAUGAGGAAGUACGAGGAGGAGGAGGAGACAAGGAGGAUGAGGAAGGGCAGGAGGAGGAGGACGAGUGGGAGGAGGAGGAGACAUGGACGGCGAGGAAGGGGAGGACACGAGGAGGCAUGGAAGAUGAGGAAGUACGAGGAGGAGGAGGAGACAAGGAGGAUGAGGAAGGGCAGGAGGAGGAGGACGAGUGGGAGGAGGAGGAGACAUGGACGGCGAGGAAGGGGAGGACACGAGGAGGCAUGGAAGAUGAGGAAGUACGAGGAGGAGGAGGAGACAAGGAGGAUGAGGAAGGGCAGGAGGAGGAGGACGAGUGGGAGGAGGAGGAGACAUGGACGGCGAGGAAGGGGAGGACACGAGGAGGCAUGGAAGAUGAGGAAGUACGAGGAGGAGGAGGAGACAAGGAGGAUGAGGAAGGGCAGGAGGAGGAGGACGAGUGGGAGGAGGAGGAGACAUGGACGGCGAGGAAGGGGAGGACACGAGGAGGCAUGGAAGAUGAGGAAGUACGAGGAGGAGGAGGAGACAAGGAGGAUGAGGAAGGGCAGGAGGAGGAGGACGAGUGGGAGGAGGAGGAGACAUGGACGGCGAGGAAGGGGAGGACACGAGGAGGCAUGGAAGAUGAGGAAGUACGAGGAGGAGGAGGAGACAAGGAGGAUGAGGAAGGGCAGGAGGAGGAGGACGAGUGGGAGGAGGAGGAGACAUGGACGGCGAGGAAGGGGAGGACACGAGGAGGCAUGGAAGAUGAGGAAGUACGAGGAGGAGGAGGAGACAAGGAGGAUGAGGAAGGGCAGGAGGAGGAGGACGAGUGGGAGGAGGAGGAGACAUGGACGGCGAGGAAGGGGAGGACACGAGGAGGCAUGGAAGAUGAGGAAGUACGAGGAGGAGGAGGAGACAAGGAGGAUGAGGAAGGGCAGGAGGAGGAGGACGAGUGGGAGGAGGAGGAGACAUGGACGGCGAGGAAGGGGAGGACACGAGGAGGCAUGGAAGAUGAGGAAGUACGAGGAGGAGGAGGAGACAAGGAGGAUGAGGAAGGGCAGGAGGAGGAGGACGAGUGGGAGGAGGAGGAGACAUGGACGGCGAGGAAGGGGAGGACACGAGGAGGCAUGGAAGAUGAGGAAGUACGAGGAGGAGGAGGAGACAAGGAGGAUGAGGAAGGGCAGGAGGAGGAGGACGAGUGGGAGGAGGAGGAGACAUGGACGGCGAGGAAGGGGAGGACACGAGGAGGCAUGGAAGAUGAGGAAGUACGAGGAGGAGGAGGAGACAAGGAGGAUGAGGAAGGGCAGGAGGAGGAGGACGAGUGGGAGGAGGAGGAGACAUGGACGGCGAGGAAGGGGAGGACACGAGGAGGCAUGGAAGAUGAGGAAGUACGAGGAGGAGGAGGAGACAAGGAGGAUGAGGAAGGGCAGGAGGAGGAGGACGAGUGGGAGGAGGAGGAGACAUGGACGGCGAGGAAGGGGAGGACACGAGGAGGCAUGGAAGAUGAGGAAGUACGAGGAGGAGGAGGAGACAAGGAGGAUGAGGAAGGGCAGGAGGAGGAGGACGAGUGGGAGGAGGAGGAGACAUGGACGGCGAGGAAGGGGAGGACACGAGGAGGCAUGGAAGAUGAGGAAGUACGAGGAGGAGGAGGAGACAAGGAGGAUGAGGAAGGGCAGGAGGAGGAGGACGAGUGGGAGGAGGAGGAGACAUGGACGGCGAGGAAGGGGAGGACACGAGGAGGCAUGGAAGAUGAGGAAGUACGAGGAGGAGGAGGAGACAAGGAGGAUGAGGAAGGGCAGGAGGAGGAGGACGAGUGGGAGGAGGAGGAGACAUGGACGGCGAGGAAGGGGAGGACACGAGGAGGCAUGGAAGAUGAGGAAGUACGAGGAGGAGGAGGAGACAAGGAGGAUGAGGAAGGGCAGGAGGAGGAGGACGAGUGGGAGGAGGAGGAGACAUGGACGGCGAGGAAGGGGAGGACACGAGGAGGCAUGGAAGAUGAGGAAGUACGAGGAGGAGGAGGAGACAAGGAGGAUGAGGAAGGGCAGGAGGAGGAGGACGAACAGGAGGAGGAUGAGUCGGAGGAGACGGAAAGGAGAAGGGAGGAGGAGACAUGGAGGAUGAGGAAGGGGAGGAGGAGCAAGCGUUUCACGCCCAAGUGUAUCGCUGACGUCUGUCAAAAGCCUCGUGGUGAUGCCCUUAGCGCACUUGGUAUUUAUCUCCACCACGAAACAAUUCCGAUUCGCCUUGACGCACGCUAUGGCGCCUGUACCGGAACCGGAGAAACCAUCCAGAGCGCAAGCCCCGGCGGGAGAAAAGUUGUUCACAAGCCAGAGUACAAAGUAUAUGGCUUCUGGUACGGGCAGAGGACACUGCCACCAGGGUGCUGUUUUGCGCAAGAAUUGCGUGACAACGACAAUGACGAGGAGGAAGCGAGCGACGACGAUGACGAGGAAGAGGAAUCGAGCGACGACGAUGUCGAGGAAUUGAGCGAGGAGGAGGAUUCAGAAGACAUAGACUCUGAGGAUGAUGAAGUAAAGGACAAGUCAGAAAUUGAUGUCGACAUGUUCAAGAAGAGUCUAUCUGGAGAACUUUUAGGAGAAGCGAAGCAGAUAGCAGUACAGGAGGUGAGAAGAGGAUUGUACAGCAAAUCAAGCAAGAGUGAGAAACCUCCUUACAACUUGGGAAAACGAGGUAGGAACGUACGAGUGUACAACAAGAAAGUUAACUACCACGUGAACAUGAAGAAUGUCGAAUUAGUUUUCAAGGAAGAUUGUUGCAAGGCCAAAUGUUACAAAAAGUUCACGGUAAAAGAUGUUUUCUACAAGCGAGAAGAAUUUUGGGCGAUAAAACAUCUUAAGCAAGUCAACUUCCUUCUCGCAGAGAUGAGGGUUGCGUAUUUUUCGAAUGAUGGAGAUUUAGAGGUGUUAAGAGUGACAUUCAACGGCAUAAAGGUUUGCACAAAAGCGUGGGGAAGUUGUACAGAUGCUCGACUACACGUGUUGCAAAGCUACGCAAAGACUUCAGAGUCGGACCAGUGUUGUAACUACCGUCGUGUGCUGACUGUCGUCGUGGUCCCUGUGCAGGUCGCCGACGUGGAGCACGAUUAUGGCACCCAGUUAAAGUUUGGACUCCGUGCAAGGUUCGAUCCGUGGUCGUCUUAUUCGCAGGCUACAAGUGGUGGGGGCUGGCUUGGAAAACGUGUUAGUACUUUAGAAGAACAGGUUGCUAAGAUCAGCAUAAGGCACAAUGCUGAAGAAGCUCAAGAGCGCGAUGAACAAGAAGAAGCCGAGAAAAAAAGAAGAUUACGAGAAAACGAAGAUCGACAUUUGCGGGACAAACACGAAAGGGAAGAAUAUCAGGCACGCAUGCAAAAGGAAAUGGGGGAGAAACUGGACAAGGUAGUUGAAGCGAUUAAUGGAAAUAAGUCCGAUGGGAGUGAUGAAGUUGCGAAGCUCAAGGCUGAGGUGGAAAGUCUGAAGCAAAUGCAUCAUCGAACAAGUACUUCUGUUAUUGUGAACAGACCAGGAGGGAAGAGUGACGAGAUGGUGCGCUUACGGUGGGAGCAAGCCGAGAUGAAGAGUGCUGCUGAGAAACGUUUUGCCUCUUUGAAGGAUGUGAUCCUGGCACUCCAGCGUCAGUGUGAAGAAGCCGAAAAUAAUGCAGAGGUAUGGAGAAUUUGGAGAAAUGAAGCCUUGCGUCCUGGGAACAAGCGUGGCUGUGUGGUCAUUUGCCAAACUCCUAGGACUGAAGCUCGGGUUCGCCCUCGUGUUACACCGGCGGUGGCUCCUAAUGUUGCUCGUCAGGUUGAUCCACAGCUCAAAGGUAUUGUUGAGAGACAUGAAGCUGAAGUUGAGUUGCUCAAGGAAAUGCGAUUGAAGGAAGUCAAUGCUCGGAAGGAGUCCGAGAAGGAGAUUGAAGCACUGGAGAACGAAUUGGCAAAGAUGCAAACUGAUAAAAAGAAGAAGACUAGUACUAAUCUGAAGGAACGAUUGGACAAGGCUGUUGGGCCAUCCGCCAGGAAAGGGAAGGAGAAAGUGGUGGCCAGUCCUGUGAAUAUGGCGGUCAAUCGUGAUGCUUUUCUCAAGAAUGUUAGACGGGAGCUGCGUGGUUUGAACAAGGAGUCAAUCAUGGCUAUCUGUCAACGUGAAGGGGUGGUCUAUACUACCUUGGAUCCAACUAAGGAGGAUAUUGCUCUCAAACAGGCAUCUCGGGCUUUUGACACUACUGGAGGUAAAGACUUGGUGCUAAGGUUGCCGAUAAUGUUGUGGUUGAAGUUUGAAUUCCAGUUGAAGUUUGGAUUCUGUGCAAGGUUCGAUCCGUGGUCGGUGUUACUAGGGAGGACCGGUGGUACGGGGCUUCCCCACCCGAUGUUACAUUCCUACUCAAAGUGCAACAAGAGCGACUCCAACAAUCCUCCUUCUAUGGUGGCUUUCCCUCUGAAUUCCACGAAGCCCUUGUGCCCCUUCAGCUUCCUCGGCGUCGGGAAGGGUCUAUCUGCGGCACGUGUAGGUAGAGGGGACCAAAGGUUGAGUGGGGGUGUGGGCGUCAUGCAUGAGUGAAAAGGUGGGUCUGACGUGAGUAAAAAGACUAUGUAUAAAAGUGGGACAAAAUACUAUUUGAUAAAAUGACGGAGAAUUUUCUCCUCCUUACCAUUUUCCAUUCGUUAGUGAGUUGGGUGAACUUGCUUGCUAUUUCUGAAGGAUAAUCGAUGACUGCCGUGAGAAAAAUCAUUUUGAAAACAGAAAGAGAAUCAAAGCAUAAUGAAUUUAACUUUUCCCG
Messenger RNA from Chara braunii, 18886 nucleotides. The record is from the annotation of a GenBank genome assembly. Lineage: Eukaryota; Viridiplantae; Streptophyta; Charophyceae; Charales; Characeae.